UCACAUUUCCCUCUAAAAACUCAGUUUCAAAUCUUGAGCUGCAUUUCUACCAUUGCGGGCGACGCCGACAUGGGUGCUGCUACCACGAACAAGAAGCCCCACGCUGUGUUCGUGCCGUUCCCGGCUCAGGGGCACAUCACGCCGAUGAUGAAGCUGGCAAAGAUCUUUCACUGCAAGGGCUUCCAUGUCACCUUCGUCAACACCGAAUAUAAUCACCGCCGUCUGGUCCGCUCCCGCGGUCCUGACGCCGUGGCAGGCCUUUCGGACUUCCGCUUCGCCACCAUUCCUGACGGUUUGCCCCCGUCCGAUGCCGAUGCCACGCAGGACAUACCAUCCCUCUGCAAUUCCAUCAUGACCACCUGCCUCCCCAACCUAAAGAACCUACUCCACGACCUCAACAGUGCAGCUGAGGUGCCACAGGUGACAUGUGUCGUGGCGGAUGGCGUCAUGAGCUUUAGCAUGGAUGCCGUGGUGGAACUCGGCGUGCCGUGUGUGUUGUUCUGGACUGCCAGCGUCUGCGGUUUCAUGGGCUACCGCAACUUCCAGUUCCUCCUAGACGAGGGCCUCACCCCUCUCAAAGACGAAGAGCAAGUGAAGAACGGGUACUUGGACACGCCGGUGGCACACGCACGUGGGAUGAGCAAGCACAUGCGUCUCCGAGACUUCUCAUCCUUCAUCCGCACGACGGACCCUGGCGACGUGAUGUUCAACUUCCUCAAGCAUGAGGUCGAGCAGUCGGACCGUGCGGCCGCUGUCAUCCUCAACACCUUUGACGAGCUUGAGCAGACGGCUCUGGACGCCAUGUGUUCCAUCCUCCCUCUGCCCGUCUACACCGUCGGCCCACUUAACUUCCUCACUGAGCGGCUGGUUUCGGAAGGCGAUGUUGGUGACAGGCUCGCCGCCAUACGCCCCAGCCUCUGGAGAGAAGACUGGUCCUGCCUCGAAUGGCUCCGGGGUAGGGAGCCCCGAUCCGUGGUGUAUGUCAACUAUGGAAGCAUAACCACCAUGUCCGGGCAGGAGCUGGUGGAGUUUGCGUGGGGGCUUGCCAACUGCGGCUACGACUUCCUCUGGAUCGUGAGGAAUGACCUGGUAAAGGGCGAUACAGCCGUCCUACCUCCUGAGUUCCUGGAGGCAACCAAGGGCAGGUGCCUUCUUGCGAGCUGGUGCGAGCAGGAGGCGGUGUUGCGGCACGAGGCGGUGGGCGCCUUCUUGACACACUGUGGGUGGAACUCAAUGAUGGAGGGCCUUAGUGCCGGGGUGCCAAUGUUGUGUUGGCCCUUCUUCGCUGAGCAGGAAACCAAUUCCCGUUACGCGUGUGUGGAGUGGGGCAUUGGGAUGGAAGUUGGCGAUGAUGUGCAUCGGGAGGUGGUCGAGGCAAGGAUACGGGAGGUGAUGGGAGGAGAAGGGGUGGGGAAAGAAAUGAGGCGGAAGGCGGCGGAGUGGAGCGAGAUAGCCGUUCGUGCAACAACACAACCUGGUGGCAGGUCGUUGGCCAACCUCGAGAGUCUGUUCAAGGAUGUACUACUGACCGCCGCUAAAAUUGUUGGGUAGAAUUGGGAAUUUGAGAUGUAUGCGGAUCCAACCGAUAGGUUGCGAGAUGUGAAUUUGAGUUUCUGCAUGGACUGUUGAUCGAAUAAGGUGUGUCCGUAGCUAUAAGGUUAGCAUAUUGUUUGGUUGGGCUGUGGCCGGGCAACAAGUUAGCCAUUGUGGGUAAGUUGGUUGUGCUAGGGAAAUAAUGUUUCGCCCAAUCAUAUGGUCGUGUGUACAUGUAAUGCAUUUUCAAUUAUGUUUGUGAGA
Molecule: messenger RNA, 1797 nt
Organism: Triticum dicoccoides
Lineage: Eukaryota; Viridiplantae; Streptophyta; Magnoliopsida; Poales; Poaceae
Product: 7-deoxyloganetin glucosyltransferase-like
Exons: 2
Coding region: 70-1551 (493 amino acids)
Molecular function (GO): quercetin 3-O-glucosyltransferase activity; quercetin 7-O-glucosyltransferase activity
Source: RefSeq, a predicted model, not a curated record